Molecule: messenger RNA, 891 nt
Organism: Nicotiana tabacum (common tobacco)
Lineage: Eukaryota; Viridiplantae; Streptophyta; Magnoliopsida; Solanales; Solanaceae
Product: putative CCR4-associated factor 1 homolog 11
Cellular component (GO): CCR4-NOT complex
Molecular function (GO): nucleic acid binding; poly(A)-specific ribonuclease activity
Source: RefSeq, a predicted model, not a curated record
AAACCCAGAAUUUAUUUUCGGUUUUGUGACUACCCAUUUGUGAAUCUUGGUGAAUUUUCAAUCAUGGCUGUUGAUGAAGCAGAUCCGGAUUCGAGCCCGAUAAAGAUUCGAGAAGUAUGGGCUAAUAAUCUUAAAUCCGAAUUCGAACUCAUUUCAACUGUGAUUGAUCAGUACCCUUUUGUAUCUAUGGACACAGAAUUCCCCGGUGUUAUCUACACGCACAAUCCCGGGGAACACGCGCAGGCGUCGACGGCGGACAAGUAUACGCUGUUGAAACGGAACGUCGAUGCUUUGAAUAUUAUUCAACUUGGGAUUACGCUUUCUGAUUCUGCCGGAAACUUGCCACAUUUGGAUUCCGGCGACCACCGGUACAUAUGGCAAUUCAAUUUCUCGGACUUUGAUGUGGCGCGUGAUAACCACGCUUCGAACUCGAUCGAGCUCCUUCGCCAGCAUGGAAUAAAUUUUGAAAUGAACCGGGUUUUAGGGAUUAACUCGGUGAAUUUUGCCGAGUUGAUGAUGUCCUCAGGGUUGGUUUGCAAUGCCUCAGUGAGUUGGGUGACUUUUCACGGCGCGUACGAUUUCGCGUACUUGUUAAAAAUCCUCACGCGCCGUCAAUUGCCCGGCGGGUUAAAUGACUUUUUGGGAAAUCUCAGGGUGUUUUUCGGUAAUACAUGUUAUGAUGUGAAGUAUUUGAUGGGUUUCUGUGGACAUCACGGGGGUUUAAACCGGGUGGCAGAGGCUUUGGCCGUGAACCGGGCGGUCGGAAAAAGUCACCAGGCCGGUUCAGAUAGUUUGCUGACGUGGCAUGUUUUUCAUAAAAUAAGGGAUAAUUCUUUUUUUAAAGGUGAACUGGAGAAAUAUGCUGGCGUCUUGUAUGGGUACGAAGUGUAA